UGGAGAGCUUCUAUAUAAAAUAUGGCAGCUUCAUUCCUCUUAGUGAAUCUGAUGUCCUGGAGCAUCUGAAAAAGAAAGGCAUCUCUGACUUCAAAAACAGGUCCAUUUUUUUAACAGCUUUUUCUACAAGCAGCUGGUCGCCAAAGGUUAUGAGGGUGUGAAGAGAUGGACUAAAAAAGCUGACUUGUUCUCCAAAUGGUUGCUGUUGAUCCCAAUUCAUUUAGAAAUCCACUGGUCUCUUAUCACAGUAACCAUGGCGACCAAAACCAUCAGCUACUAUGACAGCCAAGGCAUCGUCUUCAGGCACACCACAGAUAACAUUAUGAAGUACCUUCAGUCUGAAGCCAGAGAGAAAAAGCAGGCAGCUUUCCAGAAAGGCUGGAAGAUUACCAUCAUCAAGGGCAUUCCACAGCAGAAGAACGACAGCGAUUGUGGAGUUUUUGUCCUUGAGUACUGCCGCUGCCUGUCAUUGAAGCAGCCUCUGCUGUUCAGCCAGGAUGACAUGCCUCGCAUUCGAAAGCGAAUCUACAAGGAGCUCUGUGACUGUCAUCUAAACAACUGAACAGCCGUCCCCUUGUGCUCGUCUGGUUCCGUGAGAUGGUCUGUCCAAGUUAUUCCCACGUCGUCUUUGACUGACAGUCGGUUAUAUGAGCUAACGCAGCUUGGCCAUCUGUAUUUCAGGGAGUGCUAACUGCCGUCUGCCUUUCUGACUGACAGCAGCGCGGCCGUCACUAGAGACUUGGGAGUUCAGAUGGUAUUCUGUAGCUUAGCUGAAUAUUUCUUGCAAAGAACUGCUGAAGUGGCCCCCUACUGACCCUUAAAAAUGUUGGACUCUCACAUUAUUUGCGGUCCGCUGUAAAGACUUAGCACCCACACACUUCAGGUCUGUUUUCUGCAUUUACCACAAUGAGAGGAUUUUUAAAAGAUCGACUGAACAACGGAGCUCUGACUGACUGAAGAAACUGUUACACCAUCAUGCAUCACUUGGAUGGACCUUUUAUCCCCAACAGUGGCCUUACCGCUUCCAAGAUGGCCAUUUUAACCAGAACUUAGCAGUUUUUAUUUAGUGCUGGACUUUUAAGUGAAGCUGUAGUACACGUAACAGUUAUUAAAUGCAUGUUUCCAUAACAUGCUUCAAAAACGUAUAUUUUCCUUCGAACAGUUGGAACAGAUGUUCGCCUAAGACUUGAAGAGUCCUGAUUAAGUUAAUUCUUGCACGGUUACAGGCCUAUCCAGUGAAGUUCAGACCACAAGCUGGUUGUUCUUAUUUAGUUUUAGUUUUCUAUUUGUUGCACACGCUAAAGGCUUCAACGCUGGGAUCGUAUUUCUGUUUCCAGCUCUGAAGUUCCAUUUGAAUCCGAUUUAUUUUCUGUCACCACAUCAUCACAGUAGGUUCUGAACAAAGGCUUGUCAUUUUUGUUCCCUCAUAACUCCCAUCUGAUGUCUUUUCAGGGUCACCUUGUAAGUAAAGCAUGUUGCAAAAGGAAAUAUCCCACAUGAGUCUAUUUUUUUAUCAUGCCGGUUAGUAAAUUUCACCUUAAACUUUACAUCUGGCUGCUGAUUCAAGGACCAUCGUGUUUUACUCGUUCCAAGAUGUUCCUCUGGCUUUAUAGAAAUGUGUGGCCUGUAAGCAGACAUGGAUUUCAGCUUUUUUUUAUUUUUUUAUUAAAAGCAUCUGUCCAACCUGA
Molecule: messenger RNA, 1688 nt
Organism: Nothobranchius furzeri (turquoise killifish)
Lineage: Eukaryota; Metazoa; Chordata; Actinopteri; Cyprinodontiformes; Nothobranchiidae
Source: RefSeq, a predicted model, not a curated record